This is a messenger RNA of Sclerotinia sclerotiorum 1980 UF-70, 843 nucleotides long. RefSeq lists its product as hypothetical. Gene Ontology annotation, cellular component: precatalytic spliceosome. Gene Ontology annotation, biological process: mRNA splicing, via spliceosome. The record is from RefSeq and is a predicted model, not a curated record. Gene Ontology annotation, molecular function: RNA binding; zinc ion binding. Bases 1 to 843 code for a protein of 280 amino acids. The transcript is spliced from 2 exons. Lineage: Eukaryota; Fungi; Ascomycota; Leotiomycetes; Helotiales; Sclerotiniaceae.
AUGUCCGAAUACUGGAAAUCAACACCCAGUUAUUGGUGCAAGCACUGUAAGCAAUAUGUCAAAGAUACCAAGCUUGAGAAAUCAAACCAUGAAGCGAGUCCGCGGCAUCAAGGCAAUCUCAAACGUUUCCUGCGCGACCUACAUCGUGGCCAUGAGAAGGAUCAAAGGGAGAAGGAUCGAGCGAAAGACGAAGUCGCCCGAUUAAAUGGAAUAGUAAGUGGGAGUGGUGAAGCAGGAAGUUCUUCACAAGCCUGCAUGCCUAGUGCAUCAACGCCGAAACCGCCAGCAACAGCCGCGCAGCGAAAGCAACAGUUGGCACAAUUGGCAGAACUAGGCGUUAGUGUUCCAGAUGAAUUUAGAUCUGAUUUAGCUAUGCCAGGAGAAUGGCAGGUUACUUCUGAGCGUAUCAUUGACGACGGAAAUGGAGAAAAAAAACCAGAUGCACUUGCGCUGGGCGUUCGGAAGAGGGAAGCCGAGGAUGAAGAUGAAGAGGCGAAAGAAGCGAAAAGGAAAAGAUGGGGCACAGCGAUUCGCACAUACCCCACCGAAAAUAACGACAAUGAUCUGGACGCUCUAUUGAGCAAUACCGGUAAAGGCAAGGGUCCGGGUUUGAAAGCCGAAACGGACAAUGGUAUCAAGAUAGAGAUCAAAAAGGAGAACGAUGAGGAUGUAGAGCCUCCAUCGAAUAGUAAAGGAGCAGAACCAGCUGUGAAGCCUGAGACGGAAGAAGACUCAAAAAUCGACCUAAACCAGGUACCGGAAGCCACAGAGCAGAAUAAUGAGCCCGCAGCGUCAGGGGUCGUCUUCAAGAAAAGAAAAACCAAGAAUAUUCGCCAAAAAUGA